Fonsecaea multimorphosa CBS 102226 is the source of this 1560-nucleotide messenger RNA. RefSeq lists its product as uncharacterized. Bases 1 to 1560 code for a protein of 519 amino acids. Gene Ontology annotation, molecular function: carbohydrate:proton symporter activity. The transcript is spliced from 4 exons. Gene Ontology annotation, biological process: carbohydrate transport; transmembrane transport. Gene Ontology annotation, cellular component: membrane. NCBI's taxonomy places the organism in Eukaryota, Fungi, Ascomycota, Eurotiomycetes, Chaetothyriales, Herpotrichiellaceae. The record is from RefSeq and is a predicted model, not a curated record.
AUGCUUUCCCCUGAUAGGAACAACGCAACCCCCAGAGAGAAGAUCUCUGCAAGAAACUGGCUGAUCUUUGCGACACUCUGUUUCGGUGCCAUCGCUGGGGCGAUGUCCAACGGCAUUAUCAGCACGACUCUGGGCCAGCCGUCUUUUCUCGAAUAUUUCGGCUUCCUCAACCUCACGGGGACCAAUACUAGCCUCAUUGGAGCCACUCUCGGGGUCUUUUAUGCCGGUUGCCUCUUUGGUCUUCACUGCCAGGACUACGUGUCGGACAAAUAUGGCCGUCGGAUGUCACUCGCCGUUGCGUCCGCUACGUCGAUUGUGUCUGGGGGCUUGAUCGCGGGGAGUGUGCACAUUGCAAUGUUUCUCGUCUUUAGGUUCCUCGCAGGGUUUGGAGCCUCGAUGUUCGUUGCCGCAACGCCUCUGCUCAUGUCGGAGCUGUCCACACCUCGUCACCGAGGACUAAUGGUAGGUAUGUUUGGCGUGGGACUGUCAUUUGGCUAUUCUGUUGCCUCUUGGUUCGGGGUGGCCUUCUACUAUCUUCCUGCCUCUGGUGCCCAAUGGCGAAUCCCUUACGCUUUAACAACCGUCCCGUCCAUUCUGACACUUAUUCUUCUUCCCUGGAUCCCGGAGUCUCCAAGAUGGCUUAUUAUGGUUGAUCACCUUGAUGAAGCAUUACGAAUUAUUCGCAGCCUCCACGGAAGCAGCAGAGAUCCGCAGCUGGACUCGUUCGCCAACGCCGAAUUCGAGCAGAUGAAGACUCAAAUUGCUUUUGAGCGCCAGCAUAAGGUCACUUGGGUUGAGUUUUUGACUUCCAAGCGCUAUAGAAGCAGAGUUUGGACAGCUGCUCUGACAUUUAUGGCCAGUCAGUCCGCCGGCAUUCUCGUGGUCAUUAACUAUAGCACCGCAAUCACCAAGAACCUUGGAUUUGGACCAGCCGCGCAGUUGUCUAUCACAUCCGCCUAUCUCUCCUCCGGUCUCGUGGCCGUCUGCAUCGGAGCUCUCAUUGUCGAUCAUCUGGGAAGAGUGAGAUCCAUUAUCAUUGGCACUUUGCUUCAGGUCACGCUUCUUGCCUGCCUCACAGGUAUCAUUGCGAAAUACGCUGGAAGCUCCAACAAAGCAGCAAACUCAGCAGCCAUUGCACUCUUUUUCCUCUACUUUCUAUCUUAUGGCACCUUCGUUGAGGGGCAGAUCUACACAUAUUGUAACGAGCUGUUCCCCAGUCAUCUCCGAGCCAAGGGUGUCACUUGGGGCCUUUCCUGGUUGUAUCUGUUUGCCAUCCCAUUCACCACUGGCGCGUUGUAUGCGUUCGAGACCGUUGGCUGGAGGUACUACUUGGUCUUUAUUGUUGUCCCCCUUGUAGUUGUCGCUGCACUGAGAUUUCUGGCCAAGGAAACAAAGGGGAAAACUCUGGAGGAAAUUGGUGCACUUUUUGGGGAUGAGCUUGUCGUCAGAAAUCUUGACGAUCAGCUACAGACUGACAAGGUUGCCGGCACCGAAAGUGUUCAUGUCGAGAAGAUCUAUCCAACAGUCUCGGAACAGGAUGAGGCGGCCAAGACAUUCUAG